AUGACUGCCCCGACGUCCGCAUCGGCCAAGCCAAUCGACUACCGCAGCCUGCUGUCGCAGACGGCGCGCAAUCGCAUGCCCUCGGCCAUCCGCUCCCUCUAUCCGGCAGAGCUCAUCCCGGACAUGAUAUCGCUGCUCUCCGGAAAGCCCAACGCUGAGACGUUCCCCUUCCAUCGCAUCCUCCUUGAGCUCAAACCUCGGGGCCCUGACGGAAUCAUCGAGACCAUACCCAUCGAAGGCGCAGACCUCGACGUCGCACUCCAAUACGGCCCCACCGCAGGCAUCCCCAAGCUUGUGGAUUGGGUCGAGGAGUUCCAGUCCAGGCUGCACCACCGACCCCGGGUGACCAAAGCAGCACCGGGCGUGCACGGAGAGGCCUGGCGAUGUUCGUUCGGCACGGGCAGCCAAGACCUCCUGACAAAGACCUUUGAGGCUCUGACCGAUCCUGGCGACUCGGUCAUUGUCGAGUCGCCCGCCUACUCGGGCAUCCUCCCCAGCCUCGUCUCGCUCAAGGCCAGGAUCUUUGAGGCUCACACCGAUGCAGAGGGGGUCGAUCCCAUCUACCUCGAACAGCUGCUCUCUGACUGGGCCUCAGCCGAGGCUACCCGCACUUCUCCCUUCCCAAAGUUCAUCUACACCGCUCCCACCGGCGCCAACCCCUCUGGCACCACCGCUUCCGAAGGGCGCAAGCGCGCCGUGCUGAGCGUCGCCCGCAAGCACGGCCUCAUCAUCCUCGAGGACGACCCGUACUACUUCUUGAGCUUUCCGGGAUUGGGGGAGGAUCCGGUGACGAGGACGAGGAGCAAGAGUUACUUUGCGCUGGAGCAAGAGGAAGAGGAUCAGUGGGGCAAGGGCCGGGUACUGCGGUUCGACAGCUUCUCAAAGAUCCUCUCGGCAGGCCUCAGGUUGGGCUUCUGCACCGGCCCGACGGAGCUGGUCGACGCCAUCGACGCCGACACGUCGAUCCGCAACCUGCAGCCAUCUGGGGCCAGCCAGGGCAUCGCCCUGGCCCUGCUAUCGAGGUGGGGCAUCGACGGCUUCCUUCGCCACGCCGACUCGGUCGCGCAUUUCUACAAGGCACGUCUGGAUCAAUUCGAGGCCAAGGCGCGCCACCAUCUCUGUGCGAGCCCGAGCGUGGCCGAGUGGGUGACACCGUCGGCCGGCAUGUUCCUGUGGAUCAAGCUCAAGCUGCCGCCCACGAGGCCUUCGGAUUCUGGCGAUGGCGAUGUCGACGAGGGCGACACCCUGGAUCUCAUCGGCCAGAAGGCCAAGGCGGCGGGCGUGCUGGCGCUCCCGGGAGUGGCCUUCAUGCCUCCGCCUUCUGCAACGGGAGCGGGACUGGCUUCGGGCACCAAACGGACGAGCCCUUAUGUGCGGACGAGCUUCAGCAUCGUUCCCAUGGAGCGAGUCGACGCCGCGUUCGAAAGGCUGAGGACGGUGGUGGUGCAAGCGUGGCAGGAAGCAGGCCUCGAGAUGAUCUGA
This is a messenger RNA of Pseudozyma flocculosa PF-1, 1482 nucleotides long. RefSeq lists its product as uncharacterized. The transcript is spliced from 3 exons. The record is from RefSeq and is a predicted model, not a curated record. Gene Ontology annotation, molecular function: pyridoxal phosphate binding; transaminase activity. Gene Ontology annotation, biological process: biosynthetic process. Lineage: Eukaryota; Fungi; Basidiomycota; Ustilaginomycetes; Ustilaginales; Ustilaginaceae. Bases 1 to 1482 code for a protein of 493 amino acids.